UUGGAGGAGUCUCAGACACAAUCAUCAUGAUGCUAGGAUCACUUCUCGGAACCUGGGCUUUCUCCCUUUCUCCUGCAAUGCUCUGGGCAACUUUGGUGUUCUUGGCAUCACCGUCUGGAUCCUCCUGGGCCAUGCCCUCUUCCACUGCCAAUCUUGAGAUUCCACAGUGUGAAGGACCCUUCAGCACUGGAGAGAGCAGCUGCCACAAAAAGGAUGACUUGACUGACUUAAGCGAAGAUGACUACGAAGUCAGGGGCUACACUUUCAGUGAGCCAUUCCAUCUGAUCGUGUCCUAUGACUGGCUGAUCCUCCAAAGUCCAUCCAGUCACCUGUUUGAAGGGGACCCGCUGAUUCUGCGCUGUCGAGCCUGGCAAGACUGGCCACUGACUCAGGUCACCUUCUACCGAGAUGGCUUAGCCCUGGGUCCCGCUGGGCCUAACAGGGACUUCUCCAUUGCUGCGGCGAAAGUGACAGACAGUGGGCGCUACCACUGCAGUGGCGUCUUCAGGAGCCCUGGUCCCGGAAGUCCAGAAACAGCAUCAGCUGUGGCUAUCACAGUCCAAGAACUAUUCCCAGCUCCAGCACUCCAAGCUACAUCUUCUGAGCCCAAAGAGGGAAGCCUGGUGACCCUGAGCUGUCAGACCAAGCUGCCCCGGCAGAAGUCAGCCACUCGCCUCCGCUUCUCCUUCUAUAAGGAUGGAAAGCGAGUGCGCAGCAGGAGUCGUUCCUCAGAAUUCCAGAUCCCCACAGCUGCAGAAGAGCACUCUGGAACCUACUGGUGUGAGGCGGUCACUGAGGACAACCAGGUUCGGAAACAGAGCCCUCAGCUGGAGAUCCAGGUGCAUGGUCCUUCCGGCUCUGCUGCAUCAAUGACCUUCAAUCCAUCUCCUCAGAAGUCAGCUGCUCCGGACACUCCGCCCACCGAGCCCCCUGUGCCUCCACCUCCGCCUCCGCUGUCAACCCCUUCUGCUGAGGAGCCAGGCUUCACUUCUCCUCUGAGGGCCCCGGACCCCCAUCUGUACCACCAGAUGAGCAUUCUUCUGAAACACAUGCAGGAUGUGAAAGCUCUCCUUGGUCACCUGCUCAUAGAACUGAGGGACCUGUCUGGCCGCCUGAAGCCUGAGCCCACACAGGCUCCUGCAGAAUAGAAGCCAAUGAUUUGCCCAUGAUAUUGCUCCACCAGCUUCAACAAAUGCAGCUCUGCCCUUGUUUCUCUUUCUGUCUUGCACAUAUGCAUAAGUAGUUGUACUAUGUUUUGAAAGAACAAUGGAGGAAGGUGAGUGUAAAUAAACAUAUGCCAACUGAUCCCUGGAGUUUGGUUCCACUGGUAUAUUCUCUGGUAAUAGGACAGCUUAAUUCUGCAUCUUUUUCUGGAUCAGGAGUUUUCUUCUGUUGCCUCCAUCAGAAUCUGGCAAUUUAAAAAGGAGCAAUGAAGUAGAUUUAAUUCAGGGGUCACAACUAAAGUUCAAUAUACUUCCAGGGCAUUUGGCAAUCAUUGGAGACAUUUUGGUUGUUACUCUUGCGGGUGGGGAUGUACGUGCUACUGGGUUCUACAAAGUGAAAGCAGGGGUGCUGCUGACAUCCCAUAAUGCACAAGACAGCCUCUCAACAAAAGAUUUCCUGUACCAAGAUAUCAUUAGUGCCUAGGUGGAGAAGCCCCCGCCUAACAAAAGCCAGGGUGGACUCUGGGGUAUACUUCUAUGCCAUCCAGUUAUGCUCCCCUUCAGUGUCUUAUAUGCUAGUGUUUCAUUGGUACUAUUGGUCUGGAUGUCCCAGUCUGUAUGCUUAAAUCCCAACCUGC
Ochotona curzoniae (black-lipped pika) is the source of this 1801-nucleotide messenger RNA. RefSeq names its product Fc receptor like A (gene FCRLA). The coding region runs from base 27 to 1148 and encodes 373 amino acids. The record is from RefSeq and is a predicted model, not a curated record. Gene Ontology annotation, molecular function: transmembrane signaling receptor activity. The transcript is spliced from 5 exons. NCBI's taxonomy places the organism in Eukaryota, Metazoa, Chordata, Mammalia, Lagomorpha, Ochotonidae. Gene Ontology annotation, biological process: cell surface receptor signaling pathway.